ACGUGAUGGAGACGUUCCCGAGACUUUCGCGUGAUCGUGACGUCACCCACGGCCUCUUCUCAACAGGGAACUAGCAACUAUCGUUAGGGGGGAUUACAAAGGCUAAAUGAGAGGAGAGUGGUAUAUACUAAAAUCGCACCAUUCGUUUAGCCGAAAGGUUAGCUCCUGCUUUAUGAGUACGUUCGGAACAAGACCAGCAAAACUAUCGCACUUGCCUGGAGAUAAUUCAAUUAAUUCUCUUUUGCUGCAAGAAUUGUGUGCUCAGUUCCAUGGCAGGCAUUAAAGCUCUGGUCAGCCUGUCGUUUGGUGGAGCAAUAGGACUGAUGUUUCUGAUGCUGGGAUGUGCCUUGCCACAAUACAACAAGUACUGGCCACUUUUUGUCUUGUUCUUCUACAUUCUUGCACCAAUUCCAUACUGCAUAGCAAGAAGAGUGGUGGAUGAUACAGACGCAGCAAGCAAUGCUUGCAAGGAGCUUGCUAUAUUCCUCACUACUGGAAUUGUUGUCUCUGCAUUUGGACUUCCCAUUGUCUUUGCCAGAGUACAAGUGAUUGAGUGGGGAGCGUGUGCCCUGGUCCUUACAGGAAACAUGGUUAUCUUUUCUACCAUUUUAGGAUUCUUUUUAGUCUUUGGAAAUAAUGAUGAUUUCAGUUGGCAACAGUGGUGAAAUGCAAUGUGUGGAACUGUCUGCAAGCAACCAUUUAUGCCCAAUAUGUUUCCAUCCGUUCAAUGCAAAGAAGGAAGAGAGGGCACAGAAAUAACCAGUUUUACCCUGGGAGUGAUGUGUGCAUUCUGAAACAUAACCAUAAACUUUGCCAUGGACAUGCAUAGUGGGCUGCCAGGAAUGCGCUAAUACGAUGAAAAUAUUCUUCCUUUUUAUUUCUAUUUGUGUUUUAUUCAGAAUUGUUUCUGUAUAGUUUUGGUUUAAAAUGUCAUUCUUUUUUACAGUAUUUUUCAUGUUGGCCUACUUUUUUUACUUUGAAGGUCAUUGAAGGUAUGUAUGGGGCCCUUGGGUCUAUUCCGUUGGGAUCACUACUGACAACUAGAGAUAUAUAGGCACUUUUAAUUUAUAAGCCAUUUUAGAGGCUUCUUCUUUACAAUGACUGUUCAUAGCACUGAAAUUAUCCAAAUAGCUUGUUCUGUUUGCCUUCCUGCACAGCUUGCAAUAAGUUUUUUUCCUGCUUUUUUAUCAAUGUAGUAAUAGUCACUGACGUUGCAUGUAAGUAGCUAAGAAUGUUUUAGUUUUCUGUAGUUCCGGGCAUGGUUUAAACCCUUACCAAAAAAUAUUGUCAUAUAUGACUAGUUCAUAUUCUGGUUUUCCUUAAACAUUCAUGUAGGCACUGAUUUAAAAUUAUUAUAAUAUCCCCUUAUGUUAUUUAUGUGAUUAUCAAAGGUACCAGUCUGCAUUUGUUUUGGUUAAGACUCCUGUUGCCGUGUGUAGUGACUGAACACAGAAUGAAGAAAUGUCAGGCAAUGAAAAAUGCUGUAGAUAACUCAGUAGCAGCCCCUGAAUUUCAGGGGCAGGAUCCUCUUCUUUCUUCAUAGAGAAAAAAAUGUAUGAAUCAUAAAUAAAAAUCUAAUACUGCCUAUA
Molecule: messenger RNA, 1589 nt
Organism: Xenopus laevis (African clawed frog)
Lineage: Eukaryota; Metazoa; Chordata; Amphibia; Anura; Pipidae
Product: leptin receptor overlapping transcript-like 1
Exons: 4
Coding region: 270-665 (131 amino acids)
Source: RefSeq, a predicted model, not a curated record